This is a messenger RNA of Endocarpon pusillum Z07020, 1554 nucleotides long. RefSeq lists its product as uncharacterized. The record is from RefSeq and is a predicted model, not a curated record. Lineage: Eukaryota; Fungi; Ascomycota; Eurotiomycetes; Verrucariales; Verrucariaceae. Gene Ontology annotation, cellular component: peroxisomal membrane; cytosol. Gene Ontology annotation, biological process: protein import into peroxisome matrix. Gene Ontology annotation, molecular function: ATP hydrolysis activity; ATP binding. The transcript has 4 exons. The coding region runs from base 1 to 1554 and encodes 517 amino acids.
AUGGCUCUACGCCGGAUUUGUGGGCCUCGACUCUCACCUCGACUAAUCCAAAAGCAGUUAUUCACCCAGGUUGCAGUGAACAACUCCAACUCAGCAGUGUCAUUAGAGGGAUACCGACAGUCCAGCAGUGGCGACCCACAUACCAAUGUGAUGGAAGACCUGCAAGGUCACUUCUUAAAAGCGCGAGUACUGACCAACAUGGGCAUUGUUGACGCACUUCGGAAAUGGUACCCAAACCACACAGUGACACAGACGCCUGAGUCGACGGGCCUUUUGAAAUUUGCAAAAGCUGGCCAGGCUAAUGCAACGCUGGAUACCAAUAUCGAUUUCUAUGGAUCGCGAUUUUACAAGCCAGCUACAGAUCCUGCGAGGCAAAGCGGACGUUUAAAGGAUAAGGUGGAGCUCGGAAGGUAUAGCUAUCGCUGGAAGGACCGGGACUUUCACGUUUAUCUCGCGGAUUACUGGGAAGGUGAGUAUGUCAAUAUCAACAAUUACUACAUCCUCUAUCCUCGGAGCCAUGAAGACGUCAAGGAUGGUCGAUCCCAAAUGGCUGACGAACUUAUUUCCGCUGCUUCUCGGCAUUUGUCUGACAUAGAGGAAGAAAUAUGGGUGUACGACCGAGGAUAUUGGACGAAAAGUCAUAAGCUGUGGCUGAAUGUGCAAUCAUGCAAAUGGGAGAACGUGGUCCUCAACGAAGAGAUGAAGACCCAACUCAUCAGCGAUAUUGAAGGCUUUUUUGACCGCAAGGAAGACUAUGCAUCAUUUGCAGUACCAUGGAAGCGUGGAAUAAUUCUUCAUGGCCUUCCUGGAAACGGCAAGACAAUCUCCAUCAAAGCCCUGAUGCGCUCCCUUGCCCUCCGUCCCAAGCCCAUACCCACACUAUACGUCAAGUCUCUGGGCAAGACCUGCGAUCAGGAUAAUAUUCGUGCUAUCUUUGAAAAAGCUCGGGAGGCAGCCCCCUGCCUUCUGGUGUUCGAGGAUAUUGACAGCCUUGUGUCGGACCAUGUCAAGAGCUUUUUUCUCAAUGAAGUAGAUGGCUUGGAGGGCAACGACGGUAUCAUGAUGAUUGGGAGCACCAACUAUCUGGACCGAUUAGAUGCAGGAAUCUCCAAGCGUCCAAGUCGAUUCGACCGAAAGUAUCACUUCGCACUUCCUGCGAUACCAGAGAGGAUUCAAUACUGCGAGUACUGGAGAUCAAAGCUGUUGGACAACACGUCUAUCGGAUUACCCACCCACAUAUCAUCCGCAAUCGCUGAUAUCACCGAAGGUUUCAGCUUCGCCUAUCUCCAAGAAGCUAUUGUUACCGCCUUGCUAUCGAUCGUUCAGACACAAAGAGCGAGUCAUGCCAAAGCAACCACUCUGGAAAUGUCUGAAAGUAAAUCGAAUGAUCUCAGAUCGAACGAAGUAUGGCAGGCCAUUAGCAAACAAGUCCAAAUUCUACGCAAAGAAAUGAAGGAUAGCCGAAAAAGCGUAGAAGAUGCAGGGAAGAACAGCGUCCUUGCUGAUCCUCGUUCAGGCUCUGCUGCCUCGACUGGCUUUGCACCUGCAAGAUAG